Eruca vesicaria subsp. sativa (arugula) is the source of this 1131-nucleotide messenger RNA. The record is from the annotation of a GenBank genome assembly. NCBI's taxonomy places the organism in Eukaryota, Viridiplantae, Streptophyta, Magnoliopsida, Brassicales, Brassicaceae.
AUGGGCAGUGCAGUCGAGACACUAUGUGGACAAGCCUAUGGAGCCAAACGGUAUGAUAUGCUUGGGAUCUAUCUCCAAAGAGCAACAAUUGUCCUCGUUAUAGUGGGUUUGCCCAUGACAGUGCUAUACACCUUCUCAUUCCCGAUCCUACUUAUGUUAGGCGAACCCAAAUCAGUGUCGUACACAGCUUCUUUGUACAUCGCUGGACUCCUCCCUCAAAUCUUCGCCUACGCCGUCAACUUCACGGCCCAAAAGUUCCUCCAGGCCCAAAGCGUGGUGAUUCCUAGCGCGUACAUCUCAGGCGCUGCCCUUCUCCUCCAAAUAUUGCUGACGUGGUUUGCCGUUAACGUAAUAGGCAUGGGCCUUAUGGGCAUCGCUUGUGUUCUUACAGUCUCCUGGUGGGUUAUGGUUGCGGCUCAAACUUUGUAUAUAACGUGUAAUGAAAAGUUUAAACAUACAUGGACUGGUCUUAGUUCGAAAUCGUUCCAAGGUCUUUGGAGUUUCUUUAAACUUUCAGUUGGCUCUGCUGUUAUGAUAUGUCUGGAAACGUGGUACUCACAGAUUCUUGUUCUUCUUGCUGGUUUGCUCAAAGAUCCUGCUCUGUCUCUAGACUGUCUCUCCAUCUGUAUGGCAGUUUCAGCAUUAUCCUUCAUGGUCUCUGUCGGCUUUAACGCCGCUGCAAGUAUACGAACAAGUAAUGAGCUCGGAGCAGGUAAUCCAAAAUCAGCGUUGUUCUCUACAUGGACGGUGACUAUUGUUUCCUUCAUGAUCUCCGUUGGGGAGGCGCUCAUCCUGAUGGCGUCACGUGAUUACAUUAGCUACAUUUUCACGUCAGACGCUGAUGUGGCUGAGGCCGUCUCUGACCUCUGCCCUUAUCUUGCCAUCACUGUCAUUCUCAACGGAAUCCAACCCGUCUUGUCUGGUAUACUGCAUAUAAACUUAACUGGAUUUAACUUAACCAAACCGAGUCAAAUAAAUAUCGGUUUUGUAUUUGUUGCAGGAGUAGCAGUGGGAUGUGGAUGGCAGACAUUCGUGGCAUAUGUGAAUGUUGGUUGUUACUAUGUUGUUGGUAUUCCCAUUGGUUGUGUUCUCGGCUUCACUUUCAAUUUGCAAGCCAAGGUUCGUUACUAG